This is a messenger RNA of Striga asiatica, 2076 nucleotides long. Lineage: Eukaryota; Viridiplantae; Streptophyta; Magnoliopsida; Lamiales; Orobanchaceae. The record is from the annotation of a GenBank genome assembly.
AUGGAUCAAGACAGCGGAAAUCCAGCCACGAAAAAGGUUCGUAAUAGAGAGGAGGCAUUGAAUCCAAGCCCAGAUCUAGCAGAAGAGUCCCCAAUUGAAAACAGCACAGAAGUAAAUAGGGCGAAUAUCCCAUCAUUCAAGGAGUCUCUCCUUCAGAACAAUCCAGGAGCCAAUAGCAAGGGAUUUCACCAUGAUACCGUCCGGACGGAACCCGGCGACGUCACGUACACAAUUGAGGAUGGUAUGCCUGCAGUCAACUUCGCUGACAGAAUCAAAAAGAAGAUGGAAUACGCAAUGUCAUACUCCCUGGUGGGGACACCGGGAAUCGUGGACCACACUAACGCCUCACCUUCAGACGCAACGGACAAUCGUCAGGCGGGACCCCUGGUGUCUCAGUCUCCUUCAACGGUCGACGCAAGUUGGGAAAGAGCAGUGCGGCUACCGAUGCAACACCAACAAUGCCCCAACAUGGGAGAGUGGAGUCACGCGCAGAAACGUGGGAGGAGGAUGGCUAAUAAUAUCAAUAAUCAGAUGGCUAACCACAAGUCCAGCACUUAUGGAAAACAAACGAGAACCCAACAGUCACCAUCGAAUCCAUUUGCACCAUUGGCAGAAAUGGAUCAAGAGCCUUUCGGGAAGUGGAAGGUAAGCCCAACUCCGAAUACUUCUUUUAUUACUGACCCAUCUUGUAGUUUCUCGGCAGGAACGGGCCCAGAACCAGACAGGGGCGCAGCAGGCCCAAAAGGAAGAAAACAGAGCCCCAUUACCAGAAUAGGUAAACGCAAAUCGACUGUGGCAACCCAUGACAAAACGUGGACUAAAAAACCUUCCCAGCCCAAAACCAAUACCCAGGAGAUAGCCCUUUGUGAUCCCCAAUGCACCAUGACCACUAAUGGCCUGAAUCCUGUUAUCGAACAUGGUACCCCCCUUUCAGACCAAAAGACAACCUUAUCAGUAGCAAACGACCAGAUCCCAGCUCCAGAGAAAGCAUCGGAGCCGGAAACAAUCGAUCUGAGGAGUACCGCCGUCCAAAAUCUGAAGCACACAGCAGUGCGGCUACCUCAUCCCAACCCACCCAAACCUAAAACAACACUUGCUUCCAGUCCAGUACAGUCGUCAAACGUCAUACUGGUCGAAGACAAGCCACCCGACCUAAAUCGGGCCUUUCACCUCAAACCUAAGUUGAAGAUUCAGUAUGGGAGUGAAAGGGAUCCACCCGGUACCGAUGAAGAGAUGGAAGCAGUUACCGAUUUGGAAGGCGGAGAGACGGUGGAAGACCAACGGAGAGUGGCGGGAGAACGCCUUGAGAAUGAUCAUAGGAUCGAGUCAGUGGGGUAUUCGGGGGGUGCAGCUGAUCAACCGUGGUUGGUUUUCGGAGAUUUUAACGCAUUCACAAGUGAGGCGGACAAGAUAGGUGGCCGUCGAUCAACUGGGUGCAGUAGGUUCAGGGAAUGGAUUGUAAGGGCUGGAAUGAUGGAUUUGGGCUUUGAGGGGUCUCGUUUUACAUGGAAAUGGGGGCGGGUGCACGAACGUUUAGAUAGAGCUCUUGUGAAUGAGAAAUGGGACACUCUGUUUGGUAAAACGGUAGUUAAACAUCUGCCUAGAGCUAUGUCUGAUCAUUCUCCCUUGCUGAUAAGCUUCCGCGGGAGAGUCAAUUUACCGAAGAGAGGAGGUUUCUUUAAGUACUGGGCGGCAUGGGAAGCCCAUGAUAAGUGGGAAGAUUGGCUGACAGCCAACUGGAAUAAUGACCUUGAAUUCCCGGAGGCAAUAUGGAAGCUCACAGCAAACAUCAAUGAUUGGAAAUACAAGAUUUUUGGUGACAUCAACAAGAGGAAAAAGAAAUUACUGAGGGAGGAAUAUGAGGCCACGGUUUCUCAGGAAGACCUACUUAGAACUCAGAAUGCAAGAGCGGUGUGGCUGUCGCAAGGUGAUCGCAACACGAAACAUUUUCAUUCGAAGUUCAAGGAUAAGAGGAAGGGUUUGAAGAUCAGGGCAAUACAACUGGAAGAUGGAUCGUGGGUGUCGGAUGUACGAAGACUGGGGGAAGAAGCGACGAACUUUUUCAGAAAUGUCUAG